Molecule: messenger RNA, 1357 nt
Organism: Engraulis encrasicolus (European anchovy)
Lineage: Eukaryota; Metazoa; Chordata; Actinopteri; Clupeiformes; Engraulidae
Gene: drc12
Product: dynein regulatory complex subunit 12 homolog
Exons: 6
Coding region: 104-697 (197 amino acids)
Source: RefSeq, a predicted model, not a curated record
CGAAGCUUUGAUUGAGGAUCUAUAGCUGCAGUUCAGGUUCAUGUUCUGAUCAAGUUGAGCACUUCUUCUUAGCAGACGACUCUUAUAGCCUACCUUCAUCAGAAUGCCACCAAAACAGAAAGGAAAGGAGAAGAAGAAAAAGAAACAGAAGAAUGAAGGUAAUGAGCUGGAGGAGAAGUACAGGAGGAGUGUUCUGGACGUGGCUGUGCUUCAAGAGCAUCUUGCUUUGAGGACCGACAUGGCUCUGCAGGCCCGGUCCUCCAGGGAAGACCUGCGAAGACAGCUGAGAGAGCUGGAGAGGGAGAUGUCACAGGAGAGGAGCGACAAGAAGGAUAUCACAGCCGAUCUUAACCGGCGGCACAAGGCGAUGCAGAGUGACAUGGAGAGCAGACUGAGUCGACUGGAGAUCAACACUGUGUCUCUGCAGCAGCAACUGGCCCAGUGUCAGGAGGAACUGAGAGCGGAGAGGGAAGCUCACGCGCUGCUGAGAGAAGAGAAAGACUCCCUCAUCAGCGACCUGCAGCACAAGCUGCACAGCAUGGAGACAGAGCACGACAAAAUACUGCAUGGCAGUCUGGACAGCCUGCUGACUUACCUGUCGGAGGCACGGGACGCCUGGGAGGAGGAGAGCACCCAAAUCCAUCAGCAGUUCAAGACCAUCCUCAAGGAUAUGGGCUUAAAUCCCCUGCAGAUAUGACGACCGCAGCGCUGGAUGCAUCGACCAUAUACACACAUGCCUUUUAAACGCCCUUAAUUUCAUUUGAGAUGAACAUUUCAAUAGAAUGUUUUUCGGGUCAUCAAUGACAUAGGGUUGAAUCCCCUUCAGAUAUGACUUGACAGUGCUGGAUGCAUCAACCAUAUAACCAUGCAUUUUAACCCAUUGAUGCCUGAAGCACCUGCAGAAAAGGGUGCUAAAUACCUAAGCCAUUUUUGGGAAAAAGUACUGUCAGCCUACACUGUUGAGUAUAGGGACCAUACAAACAUGCCAUUUAAAUUCCUUAGCCAAACAUUUUCAUUGGGCAAGAAAAUUACAGUAUGAUGUUGUUCAAGACUAUCCUCAUGGACACGGGGUUGAAUCCCCUUCAGAUAUGGUUACCGUAUUUCCAACUUCCGACUACCUAAGUAUCCCACUCGAGUAUCACAUCAGCCACGACUGCUUUAUUUUUUCCCUCCCUGACUAUUACCUGUGUUACACGUGUCUUGAAAUGUUCAUGUCCAUGUGGGCAUUAUGUGUAUCUAGCUACUUGACACCUUAAUUUCCCCCCGGGAUCAAUAAAAUUACUCUAAUCUACUCUAUCGGCACACAAGCCUACACUCAUUUAAUUUAAUUUCAUUAUGAUAGAUAUUGGCAGCUAAA